AAAAAUUCGAUUAACAAGUCUUGGUUCCACUGUUUUAAAUUGAUUUUUUUAUUUGUCUGAAAUUUUCAAUUUAUCCUACUAAUAAUGGAAACUAAAAAAUCCCCUCCACAGAAAGGAGAACCUUUCCAGGGAACAAACGAUAGAAUAGGAGAUGGUUUAGAAGAAGCUGCCGAAUAUAUUUUAAAAGCUAAAUGUCGUAUGGAAAUUCAAAAAGCUAGAGAAAAUGUUGCCCAAUUAAAUGCCUCCCCGGUGCUACCCGAAGAACAUGUCCAUGAUCUACUGAGCCCUGAAUUGAAGAAAAGUCACUUUGUCACAUUUCGUGAACAAUUUUCCGAAGAUAUGUUUUUUAAGAAGCCCAAAUUAGGAAAAGUGUAUCCGUUACAGACAAAACCCGAUAGAUUUACAAAUGAAAACUUCACCUAUGGCAAAGAGAGUUUAAGAUCGGGAAAUUUAUAUGAAUUGAUAUUGCCAAAGAAAUCGGCGGAGGAAAUAAAUCGCGAAUAUAGAGAUUGGCAUGAGAAAUACAUUAAAUCGCAUGAUCAUUAUUUUCCCGCAGAAAGAAUUCGAAGAAACUACAAUGAUAAAUUUAACCCAAACAAAACUUUUGGCAUUUGCAAGAAAACCGAUACCUCCGGGCGAAUGGUUCGAGAAUGCCUGCAACAGCCGAGUGGUUUCGUUUUAAUCAAUGGCGCCCAGAAAAGAUUUAUUGAUCGCACUGUAGGACAACUGGGUAGUCGACUGAAGAGUUCUAGCGGAGAAGGCGUCCAGCGCAGCACAGAAUACGUAGAAAGUAAAUUUAAUAGCGAUAGCAGUAAUAUUCGUGCAUUAUUUGAAAACUCAGAACAUUCGUCAGAGAAAAAUACCACAGUAGAAGCAAUUGGAUAUGUAAAACAGUUGCGGCGAAAAUUGGCCAACCAUAAACAUUUUCAUAUACAUGAUUUAAAAGUUGUAUUGGAAAAAUAUGACAAAAAUAAGCGAGGAUUUUUGGAGCUCUCAACAAUAUAUCGAGUUAUGCGAUCUUUACAAAUUCGAGCUGAUGAAACUUUACUACGUCGAGCAAUGUUACAUUUUCAAAUUAUUGAAGAUGCGGAACGUGUUAAUCUGGAUUUAUUUUGGAAAAUGCUACACGUUCAAUAUCCCUUACCAACGAUUGCCAGUAACAAGUUUGAGAAUCCUACGACUUCCAACAAUAAUAUCACGGUAUAUCGAUCAUUUUGUCGAGAUCGUGAGAAGACAUUGCCCAGCACUAUCUUAGCGAAACGUUGUAAAGACUCUACAACAGCUGCCGAUUGUAUAUCACCGAGCAUAGUUGUUCACUCGGGCCUUAGUAAUGAAGAUUUUGAAAUCUCUCGAUCCAAAGAAGAACUUCCCAAGAUAUUUUGCAAUUUAUUAAAAGAUAAUUUUGAGGAUAUUUGGAAUGUGGCAAUUAGCAAAUGUGAAGGUGAUAAUAACAACAAGUUGAGUAUAAACGAUUUCAUGGAGGCUAUACGAAAUGGUUCUUAAUGUUGUAAAACAAAAUUCAUUUUAAUGUCAUCUCUUUUGCUUGCAUCUUUAUAUCGAUAUUAAAAUUAAGUAUCGAUAUUAACGUUAAAUACACGUGUAUGAUUCUGUAGUGAGA
This is a messenger RNA of Musca domestica (house fly), 1618 nucleotides long. RefSeq lists its product as uncharacterized. The record is from RefSeq and is a predicted model, not a curated record. The transcript has 3 exons. NCBI's taxonomy places the organism in Eukaryota, Metazoa, Arthropoda, Insecta, Diptera, Muscidae. The coding region runs from base 85 to 1503 and encodes 472 amino acids.